UCCUGCGUUUGCACACUACGACUUGCAGGAACCGUCGCUAUGACAUCCGCGCUGGAAAACUACAUUAAUCGUACUGUUGCGGUAAUUACUUCAGAUGGUCGAAUGAUUGUGGGAACUCUCAAAGGUUUUGAUCAGACCAUCAACUUGAUUUUGGAUGAAAGCCAUGAAAGAGUGUUCAGUUCUUCACAAGGAGUGGAACAAGUGGUCUUAGGAUUGUACAUCGUAAGAGGAGACAAUGUUGCUGUAAUUGGAGAAAUUGAUGAAGAGACAGACUCUGCUCUUGACUUGGGGAACAUUCGAGCAGAACCUCUGAACUCAGUUGUACACUGAAGAAAAUAAAGAUGAGGAUAUACAGCAGAACGUCGUAAAUCUC
Molecule: messenger RNA, 373 nt
Organism: Euleptes europaea (tarantolino)
Lineage: Eukaryota; Metazoa; Chordata; Lepidosauria; Squamata; Sphaerodactylidae
Gene: LSM8
Product: LSM8 homolog, U6 small nuclear RNA associated
Exons: 4
Coding region: 40-330 (96 amino acids)
Biological process (GO): mRNA splicing, via spliceosome
Cellular component (GO): U6 snRNP; precatalytic spliceosome; U4/U6 x U5 tri-snRNP complex
Molecular function (GO): RNA binding
Source: RefSeq, a predicted model, not a curated record